AUGCACUUCACUGUCUCCUCCAUUGCCCUGCUGGCCGUCGCUGCUGGCGUCCAGGCUGGUAGCAGCCACAAGCAGGCCGAGCCUCCAGUUAACCAGAAGGAGGGUGGCGCCGCUGUUGGCACUGCCGGCACUGCUGUCCAGGGUACUGCUGCCCAGACCGGCACCCACCCCAUCGUCACUGGCUCCGGUUCCAGCAACGGCACCUCCGGCGGCAACGGCACUGCUUCCACCAUCCCCGUGUCUGUUCCUACCAGCACUUCUGGUUCUGGUUCUGGUUCUGGUUCCGCUGGCUCCGCUGGCUCUGGAACUGCCAGCAACACCCCCGCCUCUCCCAGCUCUACUGGCUUCACUCCCUCCAACGCUGGUGCCAACGUCUCCCCCAUGGGUGCUGCCGGUGCUCUGGUCGGUGGUGCUGUCUACGGUCUUAUGCUCCUCGCAUAA
Molecule: messenger RNA, 441 nt
Organism: Penicillium malachiteum
Lineage: Eukaryota; Fungi; Ascomycota; Eurotiomycetes; Eurotiales; Aspergillaceae
Exons: 1
Coding region: 1-441 (146 amino acids)
Source: RefSeq, a predicted model, not a curated record